GGAGGAUGGACGGUGCUGGCCACAGGACCUCUUUCACCUUCUCCCAGGGAGGCCUCCAGCCCCCUCACAGGUCCUCCCUUUGCGGAAGCCCUCAGCCUAGGGCUGCCCUCCAGGACACUGGAGCCGUCAAUGAGGAAGCCUGGGUCCCAGCUGACCCUCGGCCCAUCUGGUUGCCCCUCAGCCCUGGAUCCUGUCUUCAAGCUAGGUGUUCAGCAGUCCUGUCCUGCUUCAUCCUCCUUGUUGAAGGCCCCACCUGUGUCCAGGUACCCACUGCCUCCUUGCCAACUCCACUUCCAUCACUGACCAGGAUGGCAUUUCUCUGUACAGACUCUGGGGAGGCCCGGAGGCCGAGGCUGGAGGUCAAGGCCUACCCCCAAGGACUUCCCAAAUUCCUAACGGUGCCUGGCAAGAGGACACACCCAAGUGAGCAGCAGAGGAUCAUUUCCUGCGGUCGCAGGGUCGCAGCACCUGCAACCCCUGCCCAGGCCCUGCGGUCCGUGCCAGGACACAGGCGGCAGCACGAGGACACGCCCUCCUUCCAACACUUCCCUGUGGCACACCCACCGCACCAUCCACUCCCCCUGCCUCCAGGCCCUCCACACCGGAGGCCCCAACCCUCGAGGGGGGCAGGAAGAGCCCUCAAGAGCCUCUGUGGGACAGCAUGUACAGUACAGGGCAGAACGGGGAGUCUGCCCAAGGCUCAGGCCUGUCGUCAAACCAGGAGGUUCUCCUGGGGAGGAAGAAGUCUCGGUGGCCAGCCGGGGUGGAGGCCCCGCUCCCACACUCUGAUCUGCACAGCUGGGCAUCCCUGUGCUGCUUUACAGAGGCUGAGACACAGGCCCCCAGCAGAUUGUCCAGCUCCCCUGCACCAGGCGAGAGGCUCCGGGCCCGCCCCGGCCACUGGAGCUGAGCCCCAGGCACUUCAGGCUCGAGGAAACCCCGCCGUGGGCCCCACCUCGGCAGCAGGACCCCUCCCUGCCUGCCGCCCCAUCGCUGGGAUCCCAAAGCUGAGAGGUUUGGCCAGACCCCAGGACACCAGAAGACAAUCUCAUGAGGGCUGUGCCAGGGUGACUGACGGGGCUGCUGGUCGUGCCCUGGCCUGAGGUCAGCCA
This is a messenger RNA of Rhinolophus ferrumequinum (greater horseshoe bat), 1112 nucleotides long. RefSeq lists its product as uncharacterized. The record is from RefSeq and is a predicted model, not a curated record. Bases 6 to 1103 code for a protein of 365 amino acids. The transcript has 3 exons. Lineage: Eukaryota; Metazoa; Chordata; Mammalia; Chiroptera; Rhinolophidae.